Messenger RNA from Stylophora pistillata, 4303 nucleotides. RefSeq lists its product as uncharacterized. Gene Ontology annotation, molecular function: serine-type endopeptidase activity. Gene Ontology annotation, cellular component: membrane. Lineage: Eukaryota; Metazoa; Cnidaria; Anthozoa; Scleractinia; Pocilloporidae. Gene Ontology annotation, biological process: proteolysis. The record is from RefSeq and is a predicted model, not a curated record.
CAAGUCAUCGGUAAGGUAGGGUUGAGGUUUUCUACAAGGGAGAAUGGGGAACUGUGUGCAACCAUGACUUUGACAUUCGAGAUGCAGAAGUGGUAUGUAGAAUGAUGGGCUUCUCUGGAGCGGUAUCUGCAGAGAUAGGAGGAAGAUUCGGUCCUGGAAAUUCCAAUCAGAAGAUUUUGCUCGAUGACUUGUGGUGCACUGGACAGGAGACUUCAUUAGCUACCUGUUCAUUCAGAAGAUGGGGAUCAAGUAAUUGUAAUCAUAGCGAAGAUGCUGGUGUAAUUUGCAAGGAGAAAAUUAAAGCUCCAAUUGUGAGACUAAGAGAUGGAGAUGAAACGCAUGGCCGGGUAGAGAUCUACCACGAUGGAAUCUGGGGCACAGUCUGCGAUGACAACUGGGAUAUCAAGGAUGCCACCGUAGUUUGUCGAAUGCUUGGCUAUAAGUAUGCUUGGCAAGCAUUCUCAUUCGGUGUGUUUAUGAAACAACAGAACGCAAAUGAAUUUUACGGAACAGGGCCCAUUUGGCUCGACAAUGUUAAUUGCCUCGGAGUUGAGAGCACCCUCAUUGAAUGUGGUCACAAUGGUUGGUUGGUUCAUAAUUGUGAUCAUGAGGAAGACGCCGGAGUAUUUUGCGGUAAUUCACCACCGCCAGACGGAUUGGCAGAUUCAACAGUAGUGAAUGAUACUAACAAACCAGUUGGACCACCUGCUGUUUAUGCACGAUUAGUGAAUGGGUCAAGUGAUAGAGAAGGUCGUGUGGAGGUCAACUACAAUGGUGAAUGGGGAACUGUGUGCAGUGAUCUAUUUGAUAUUCAAGAUGCAGACGUCAUUUGUAGAAUGACGGGCUUUCCUGGGGCUGUCUCUGCUGAAGUGAAAGGAAGAUUUGGCGCCGGACAUACUAGCCAGAAAAUUUUACUUGAUGAUUUAUGGUGUACAGGGAAAGAGUCUUCGGUAGCUUUGUGUUCAUUCAGAGGGUGGGGGUCACAUAACUGCAGCCAUGAUGACGACGCCGGUGUUGUGUGCAAAGAGAAAUAUCCAGUGAUAGAGCUUGAGCUGUUAGAUGGAUUUUUCCCAAAUGAAGGCCGUGUUUCACUUUUCUACAAUGGCCAGUGGGGUACAAUAUGUCAAGAUCAUUGGGAUUUGAAUGAUGCCCACGUGGUGUGUCGAAUGCUGGGUUACCCGGAAGCUUUUGGCUUCUUCAACAGUACAAUCUUUGGGAGUGCUAUUGAUGGGCCAAUAUGGCUCGAUGAUGUCAACUGCACGGGAAAUGAGAGCACGCUUGCAGCUUGUCCACAUGCUGGCUGGGGAAACAGUAACUGUGAUCACACUAAAGAUGUGGGAGUGGAAUGUGCUUAUGAUUACACUGUGAAUGCAAAGGAUGCAAGUUGUAAUUUUGACAUCUGGUAUUGUGGCUGGGAAACUUCAGCGGACAGGUCGGGUCCCGCAUGGACAAGAAAAUUUGGUCCAACUAUAACAGACAACACAGGGCCCUCUCAAGAUCGCACCUCUGGAUUUGGAUUUUACGUGUACGUGGAGGCCUCCGGACAAACCGUCGGUGACGUUUCGACAAUAGAGUCUCCAAACAUAGCUGGCAAUGGAAACACAACGUGUAUGGUGUUCUAUUAUCAUAUGUAUGGGCAGUCUAUUCAUACACUCAGAGUGGUGGUUGAGGAUCAAGUUUUGUGGGAGCUGUCAGGCAACCAGGGAAACGAUUGGCACAAAGCGACAUUGCCUCUUUAUUUUAACGACACCUAUAGGGUGAUGUUUGAAGGUGUAGUUGGUAGUACUGCAUUUAGUGAUAUCGCUAUGGACGAUGUCGAGUUCCAGGAAAAUACAGAGUGCGAAAAGACAGCCGAAACGUUAGUUCCAGCAAGAAUCAUAUCUAUUUCAUCGAAUCAAACAGCCUACUUUGGAAGCAACGUAACACUAGUUUGUACCGCGAUUGGUAGCCCUCAACCUACCAUUGUGUGGAGGAAAAAUGGUAAGGUUCUCAAUGAGAGUCAGGUGACUGGUAACAUCACUUUACUAAACAUCUCUCAAGCAGAUGGCGGAUUUUAUGAGUGCUCAGUAAGCAAUCAUUUGGCUACUGAAUCAAGAACAAUGGAGCUCAAAGUUGAAGGAUAUCUCAGGGAAACGACGAUUACAGCCAACAUCUCUUUCAGUGCGGUCGCCCUUGGUGAUGCUGUUGUCAUAAAGUGCUCGUCUAAUGGUUAUCCUACUCCAGUCUGUCGAAUUCAGCGAGAGGAUAACUCAUUUAACAUCAAUGAGAGUGUAUAUGUUAUUCAAAACUUCACCCCUGUGGAUCAAGGACACUACCUGUGGAGCUGCUCUAAUGUUGCUGGUGUGAAGAAGGCGAAUAUUACACUUGCUCUUUAUGAAUCUCCAAAUAUCACCGCCAUUCAUCCAGCCUAUCAGCUUGUAAAUGAAACGGACACUUUUGAAAUCUUCUGCAAUGUGACGGGAAAUCCAACCCCGGCAAUAACAUGGAGUAAACUAAGCAACACAAGCAAAGUAAAUUAUACAGGACAAACACUGAGGAUAACAAAUGCUCAGAUAUCAGACUUUGGGAGCUACCGAUGUACAGCUGUGAGCGAGCGGGGUGAGAAUGUUUCAGCUGAUGCACUGGUGGAAGUUGACAACUCUGCAGCGAGUAUUGUCCAAAGUCCACAAAACAUUACUGUCAUGGAAAAGGAAAGAAAAUAUGUUACCCUGCACUGUGACGCCACAGGGAAACCAGCUCCACGGUUGUCCUGGAUAAGAGUCAGAGAUGGAAAAAUAGUGGCUUCGGGAAAAACUCUAGUAAUCUCAGCCGCUGACAGAUCACAUCGGGGUGAAUACAGAUGUGUAGCCGAUAACGGAGUGCGAGAUCCUGUCUAUAAAUCAGCAUAUCUGAACGUGCUUUAUCAUCCUUCAUCGACGAGACUAACAACCGACAAACUAAAUGGAGUAGUCGUUGGAAAUGGUCGCAUUGGUUUGACGUGCAUAACUGAUGCGAACCCCCCUCCAAGUCAAUAUCAGUUUUAUCGUGACGGUAUCUACCUUAGAACCAGUCUCAGCGGAGUAUAUAUUAUUCAGAAGGCCAAAUAUUUAGAUGCAGGAACCUACCUAUGUGUACCACUCAACACUCUUGGCUCCGGUUAUAACGGCACCACCCAGGUUGAUGUCAUUGGUGCGUUCUCGAUCACUUCUCUUCCACGAAACAUAACCGCCAACGAAAGCACAAGUGUGUCUUUUUUCUGUAAUGCUACUUCGUUUGCUCCGUAUGACCGACUUAUCGCUAUGAUCUCAUGGAGUAAACUCGGAGACAACAGUAAAGUAUUUCCGCCAGGUGAACAGCUUGUUAUACAAAAUGUGAGUCGAUACGACGGAGGAACGUACAUUUGCACAGCUAAGAACGGACUUGGUCUUCCUGAUACUGCAGGAGCUGUACUGAAUAUAUUACAUAAACCAUACGACACCAGGCUGGAGGCAUCAAUUCCAGAUAACGUGGCAAUAGUUAACUCAUCACUGAUCUUGAAUUGCACUGCAAAAGCCAACCCACCGGUUACGUCGUAUAAAAUUUACCACAAUGGCAUCCUAGUGUCCAAUUCAUCCACUGGUAUUCACAACAUUACACACACCCUAGCUGAACAUAAUGGAUCGUACGUCUGCAUACCUUACAACGAAUUUGGGGAAGGCGAAAGGGCAACUUUGAACGUGUCUUUUACAGGACCCUGUGGUGCUAAACGUGUCCAUCAUACCUGGUCACCGCAGAUUGUGGCUGGAACUUAUGCUAAACUAGGAGAGUGGCCGUGGCAGGUCCAGCUGGGAUACUCCGACAACACCGAAAGCAUCCCUCAUCUUUGCGGUGGAUCCAUCUUAGAUCAUUACUGGAUUGUUACUGCAGCUCAUUGUCUGAAACGCGAGCUUCAAGCAAAGCCCCCAGCCAAUUUUAAUGUCACUGUUGGAGAGCUUCACAGGGGUAUUAAUGAAGGAAGUGAGCAGAACAUACCUGUAGAGAAGAUAAUUUUACACGAGAACUUCGAUGAUAUUGACCUUGAAAAUGACAUCGCGUUGAUAAAAAUGCAGCAACCCAUUCUCUUUGGUCCUCACGUGUCGCCGAUCUGCGUUCCAGAUUUUGACUUUGAUGUCGGUACUAGUUGUUAUGUUACUGGGUGGGAUAUCUGGGACCUUUGGGUUCCCCAUCAGACAUUCUUCAGGAGACCACUGUACCACUGAUGAACCACACAGUAUGCAAAAACCAUUACGUGGGAAUACAAAAUGUGACACCAGACAUGCGCUGCGCGGGAACUGUGGGUCAGAGU